CUUCAUCGGCGUCUUCAUCUUCAACCUCUGGACCAGAAAUGGCGGGAAUCGCCCGCGUCGCGGGGCCUUCUCCGAUCACUCCGCGCUCGACGGUGGUGGCUCUCCAAGCUUCCCGCUUGCCCGGCCGCGUUCUCUUCCAGCUCCGAUCUCUCGAUCUGCGGAGCUCGCUUUUCUUUCUUCCUUGUUGCCCUAAUGCUCGUCGCCGGCGAUGCUGUCGCGCUAUGAAAUCGACCGGCGAGGAAGGAAGCAACGGUGCCGCGCCGAAGUUGAUCAAGCUCGCCGUGAGCGGAGUCACGGAGAUUCUCAGGGUUUUGUCUCCUGUGAAAGGCGACAGUUUGGAGAGUGUGAGUGACGACGAGCGAGAUGGGGUUCCUGCUUCCAGUGUCGAUGAUGUCGUGAUGAUCCUCACGUCUGAUUAUGAGAAGGCUUACUUUGUCACAGGAGUAUUUUCUUCUGCAAUUUACGCUGAAGAUUGCAUUUUCGAAGAUCCAACAAUUAGAUUCCGGGGUAAGGGUCUGUAUGAGCGCAACUUGAAAUUACUUGUUCCUUUCUUUGACCAUCCAUCAAUAAUAUUACACAGUAUACAAAAGGGUGAUGAUGAGACUUACAUUUUGGCUAGAUGGAAGCUCAGAACCUACUUAAAACUUCCCUGGAGACCUCUCAUUUCAAUUGAUGGGAAGACUGUUUAUGAACUUGACGACAACUUUGCAAUAGUUAGACAUGCUGAAAGUUGGAAUAUUUCUGCUCUAGAAGCAAUUGGCCAGAUUUUUACCCCUAGCUUUGGCAGACCAAGUGAUUGAAGGUAAGUUGUGCCUGCAACUCUUGGAAAGGCUUUAUGGCCGCUUAUGGUUGGAGAAAGAAAGGCUGCCCACUUUAUGGAACAGACUCAAAAUAGUCCCUCUGGCUAUUGUCUCCAUAUCAUACUCUUAAAGACAUGGACCUACAUUUUUACAGUUGGCCCUGAAGGGAGGUGUUAUCAGAGAUAAUUGUCUAAAGAUUUAAGUUCAAAGACCUUGUAGACCUACUUGUAAAUUGCUGGGUAUGCAAAGGAUGUGUCAUCUCACUCAGGUGUAUAUAUAUUAUUCAAUAUUUUGUCAA
Molecule: messenger RNA, 1098 nt
Organism: Syzygium oleosum
Lineage: Eukaryota; Viridiplantae; Streptophyta; Magnoliopsida; Myrtales; Myrtaceae
Exons: 8
Coding region: 39-800 (253 amino acids)
Source: RefSeq, a predicted model, not a curated record